This is a messenger RNA of Penicillium malachiteum, 1368 nucleotides long. Its product is annotated as flavin-containing monooxygenase. Bases 1 to 1368 code for a protein of 455 amino acids. NCBI's taxonomy places the organism in Eukaryota, Fungi, Ascomycota, Eurotiomycetes, Eurotiales, Aspergillaceae. The transcript is spliced from 7 exons. The record is from RefSeq and is a predicted model, not a curated record.
AUGGAAAACAAACAUCAAGUUAUAGUACCAUCGUACAGUCAGUUUGCGUGCAUAGGCACCGGCAUUAGUGCCAUUGCUCUUGGUGCAACACUCCAACGAUGGUAUCAGAUGGAUGACAUCCGGUUUUUUGAGAGACAUGGGGACUCUGGUGGUACAUGGCAUAUUAGCUCUUAUCCCGGAUGUGCUUGCGAUGUGCCUAGCGCCUUAUACAGCUUCUCAUUUGCCUCGAACCCCGGAUGGACUAAGCUGAUGCCAUCGUAUCGAGAGAUCAAGAAAUACCAAGAGGAGGUUGCGGAAGCUUAUUCUCUUCGCGAUAAGAUGCGAUUUUAUAAGCAGGUGGAUGAGUGCAUUUGGUGCGAAGAAUCAUCUCGCUGGUUGAUGAUUAUUCGUGACGUUCGCACUGGCGAGAUCAUGCAUCAUGAAUGUGACAUUUUUCACUCUGCUCGAUGGAACCACGAUGUCAAUCUCGAAGGAAAGAAGGUGGUGAUUAUUGGAAACGGAUGCACCGCUGCGCAAAUUGUCCCGGCUAUUGUGGACCGCACGGAGUCCUUGACACAGAUUAUUCGCAGUAAGCACUGGGUUUUCCCAGCAGGGAACUUCACCUAUCCACCUCUUCUACAAUGGAUUUUCCGCUGGACCCCUUUUACGAUGCAACUUCACCGCUUCCACAUUUUUCUCAUGGCCGAAAGAUUUCCGUUUAUUCCCCAUGACCAAAGCAGCCGCGAGGCUACGCGAGAAGUAUCGACAGCGAGUGAAAAGCGUCGAAUCUUCGAUUGUGGAUAUCUUGAAUCGCUGAACAAAGACAAACUCCACCUGACAGAUUCCAAGAUUCUUGAGAUCACCCCAGAUGGAGUUCAAACGGCAGAUGGUCAAAUUCCCGCGGAUGUGAUUGUACUGGCUACAGGGUUCAAGACCAACAAGUUUGUCCCAUUCACAGAUAUCAGGGGUCGCGAGCGUACAAUUGAUGAGCACUGGAAGCGCUGUGGUGGACCAGGGGCAUAUAACUGCUCAGUCCUAAGUGGCUUUCCAAACUUCUUCAUGCUACUAGGUCCGAAUGCCGCCACUGGGCAUACCUCUGCCGUCAUGGCUUCAGAAAACUCGGUCAACUACGCUCUCCGAGUACUGAAGCCCGUCCUGGAUGGAAAGGCUGUAGCAGUAGAUCUCAAAGAGGAUGCAGAAGUUGAAUAUGUUAAUUGGGUACAGGAAGCCCUACGCCAGCGUAUAUGGAAUGCUGGAUGUGCUUCGUGGUACAUCAACGAGAAGAAAUGGAAUGCGAUGGCGUACCCAUGGACCCAGGGACAUUACUGGUAUCGCAGUCUUUUCCCCGUUUGGUCGCACUGGACACAAAAGGUAGGGCAUCUCGAUUGA